AUGUCGGAUGGCACAUUGUUCAAGCCUGAGAAGGACUUCACGAAGGAUGUCGACCAGCAGAUCCCCGAGGCCGAAGCGCUUGCUAAGGCAUCCGAUCUUCCUUCGACCUCGAGACUGUUGGUGGGCAUUGUUACAAUCUGCAAAAAUGCCCGCGAGUGGGAGCUCCUGAACGAACAAGUCAUUGCUCUCUCGAAGAAGCAUGGCCAGCUCAAACAGGCAAUAACAAAGAUGGUCCAGGUGGUGAUGGAGUUCUUGGAUAAGACACCAAAUUUGGAGACUAAAUUGGCCUUGAUCGAAACGUUAAGGACAGUAACGGAGGGGAAGAUCUUUGUUGAAGUUGAGAGAGCGCGGGUAACUCGGGCUUUAUCCGAUAUUAAGAAGAGUCAGGGCGAUAUCGAUGCUGCCGCCGACAUUCUUUGCGAACUACAGGUUGAGACCUUUGGAUCUAUGGCCCGAAGAGAGAAGACGGAAUUCAUCCUGGAACAGGUUGCUCUUUGCAUAAAAAGGAAGGACUGGACACAGGCGAAUAUCCUCAGUCGCAAGAUUACCACGAAAUUCUUCGCCCGAAAACCCAAACGGACUCCGGAACAAAUUGAAAAGGACAAUAAGGAGGCUGAAGAGAAAGAAAAGAAACGUAGUCCCGAUGAUCCUCCAGUGGAGAAGCCAGAGGAUGUUACAGAUCUGAAGCUUCUUUACUAUGAACAGCAAAUUAUCCUUGCAAAUCAUGAGAGCAAGUACCUUGAUGUGUGCAAACAUUACCGACAGGUUCUCGACACCGAGUCUGUUGAAGAAAACCCUGAACAGCUGCGUGCAGUUUUGCAACGGGUCAUCUACUAUGUUAUCCUUUCACCUUUCGACAAUGAGCAGUCAGAUCUUUUGCACCGUAUUCAAGCUGAUACGCGGAACUCCCUUGUUCCCGUGGAGGCUCGGCUGGUCAAACUUUUCACAAUCAACGAGUUGAUGCGCUGGCCCAUGGUUGCAGAACAAUUCGGGCCCCAUCUCUGCAGCACUGAUGUAUUCAGCGCCAAAACUAACCACACAGCUGACGACCAGGCCUACCAACGCUGGCAAGAUCUCCGGAAGCGUGUCAUUGAACACAAUGUCCGUGUCAUUGCCAAAUACUAUACUCGCAUCGAGAUGGGCCGACUAACUCAGCUUCUCGACCUAGACGAGGAGGAGACGGAGAAAUACAUCAGUGAUCUCGUUACAUCCAAGACAAUCUACGCUAAAAUUGAUCGUCCGGCCCGACUUGUCAACUUUGCCAAACCACGGGAUGCGGAUGACGUUCUGAACGAAUGGAGUAGUAACAUGAAGAGCUUGCUUGGAUUGCUGGAGAGAAUUGACCACUUGAUCACUAAGGAGGAGAUGAUGGCCAGGAUUCUUCCGUCCAAGGCUGGAAGGUCGAAGGCACGUUGA
Molecule: messenger RNA, 1416 nt
Organism: Trichophyton verrucosum HKI 0517
Lineage: Eukaryota; Fungi; Ascomycota; Eurotiomycetes; Onygenales; Arthrodermataceae
Exons: 4
Coding region: 1-1416 (471 amino acids)
Cellular component (GO): nuclear proteasome complex; proteasome regulatory particle, lid subcomplex; cytoplasm
Source: RefSeq, a predicted model, not a curated record